AUGGCUCCCUGGGCAGGUGCUGAGGCCCCACUUGGAUCUGGGCUCUGUUUGGGGGUUGCAUGCCAUGAUGCCCACCCAAUACUAGUUCUAACACUCUUUGCCAGUGUGUUGGUGACUCGGCUUGAGGCUGCUAAACUCACUGUGGGCUUCCAGGCUCCCUGGAACAUCUCCCACCCAUUCAGUGUGCAAAGGCUGGGCGCGGGCCUCCAGAUUGCCAUGGACAAGGUCAACUCAGAGCCCUCGGACCUUGGAAACUUCAGCUGGGAGUUCACUUUUACCAACUCAACCUGCAGCGCCAAGGAGUCUCUUGCUGUUUUCACCAACCAGGUCCAGAAAGAACAGAUUUCUGCCUUGUUUGUACCAGUGUGCCCAGAAGCAGCAGAGGUUAUUGGUUUGCUGGCUUCUGAGUGGAAUAUCCCCAUGUUUGACUUUGUUGGACAAACAGCAAAACUGGAGAACGACUCCUUGUAUGACACCUAUGUGAAGCUUGUGCCACCCCUGCGUGAACUUGGUGAUGUGCUCCAGAAAACUCUCCAGUACCUGGGCUGGAAACACAUUGGGAUGUUUGGAGGUCACUCUGGGACUUCCUCCUGGGAUAGAGUGGGUGAGCUGUGGAGGGCUGUAGAGAAUGAACUCAAACCCCAUUUCACCCUCACUGCCAGGAUCAGCUACAGCAACAAUGAUCCAGCCCUCCUGCAAGAAAAUCUUAGGUACAUGUCAGCAACUGCCAGGGUUAUUAUCUUAAUCUGCAGCUCAGAGGAUGUGAAAACCAUUCUGCUGGCUGCAGAGAACCUGGGACUCCACACAGGAGAAUUUGUCUUCGUCGUUUUGCAGCAGUUGGAGGACAGUUUUUGGAAGGAGGUAUUAACAAAUCAGAAUGGGACACACUUCCCCACCAUCUAUGAGUCUGUGCUUGUCAUCACCCCCAGCUCUUCCGGAGAAGGUCCUGAAGAGGAAGGCUUCCGACAAGAAGUCUACCAGAGGCUGAGGGGGCCACCUUUCCACAGCUCCAUCUCUGCAGAGGAGCAGGUGAGCCCUUACUCUGCCUACCUUCAUGACUCGGUCCUGCUCUAUGCUCAGACUGUGAAAUUCAUGAUCAAGGCUGGAAGAGAUUUCCGGGAUGGACGGCAGCUGGUCAGCACUCUGAAAGGUUUUAAUCAGACCACAUUGCAGGGAGUCACUGGCCCAGUGUUUGUGGACUCCCAGGGAGAAAGAUGGGUGGAUUACUCGGUCUAUGCCCUACAGAAAUCCAGCAACGGGUCCCUCUUCCUUCCUGUUCUUCACUACGACAGCCAUCAGAAAGAAAUCAGACCCGUGAGGAAUUUCUCCACUAUUACUUGGCCCCAUGGCUCGCUUGCUGCAGACAGACCUGGCUGUGGAUUUGACGAUGAGCUCUGUGAAAGCGAGCUUGCUUUUACAGGUGUGACUGUUCUGAUUCUCCUGAUGACCUUCCUGGUCACUGUCUUGGGAGCUGCCAUCAUAGGCCUGAUUUUAAGGGUCCAGAAGGGAAAACUGCAGAGGCAAAAUGGAGACAUUUGGUGGCAGAUCGAUUAUAACGCCAUCACUAUUCUGCCCCAGGACAAGCCAGCCCGGAGGGGCACACCUGUGCUGAGAGAGAACAGCCACGGGUCUAGUGUGAAGAUUUCCGGGGACUUCAGCUCCUUUGUCCAGAGUCAGCAGGGGGAAGCGCUCUUUCACGCCCCAGUAGGGCUUUACGAGGGAAACCAUGUGGCCAUCUGCUAUGUUGGUGACCAAGCAGAAGCCAGGAUCAGGAAGCCAUCUGUGCUGCAGGAAAUCCGGCUGGUGUAUGAAUUAAGGCACGAAAACAUUGUUCCCUUCUUUGGUGUCUGCACAGAACCUCCCAACAUCUGCAUUAUCACUCAGUAUUGCAAAAAAGGGAGUCUUAAGGAUGUUUUGAGAAAUUCAAAUAAUGAAAUGGAUUGGAUAUUCAAGCUCUCAUUUGCAUAUGACAUAGUCAAUGGCAUGCUGUUCCUUCAUAGGAGCCCACUGAGGUCCCAUGGAAACCUGAAGCCUUCCAACUGCCUGGUGGAUGGUCAGAUGCAGGUGAAGCUGUCAGGAUUUGGGCUGUGGGAACUCAAGUACGGCCAGACAUACAGAACAUAUAAUGAGAAAACAAAAGACCACUCAGAGCUCUACUGGACCGCCCCAGAGCUGUUGCGGCUCCCAGAGGCGCCCCGGUCAGGAACCCCAAAGGGAGACGCUUACAGCUUCGCCAUUGUGAUGAGGGAGCUGAUCCACCAGCAUGCUCUCGGGCCUUUUGAGGACCUUGACGAGACACCAGACGAAAUCCUCAGCCGAAUCCGAGACCCCAGGGCAUCAGUUCCACUGCGACCUUCCCUGCAAGAGGACAAGGUCAAUGAGAAGAUUGUGAUCCUGGUGAGAGCGUGUUGGGAUGAGUCGCCUGAGAAAAGACCCACAUUCCUUUCCAUCAAGAAAAUUCUACGAGAUGCCAGCCCCAAAGGCCACGUGAGCAUACUGGACAGUAUGGUGAGCAAGCUGGAAGUGUAUGCCAGUCACCUGGAGGAGCUGGUGGAAGAGAGGACCAACCAGAUGAUGGCAGAGAAGAGGAAGGUGGACAAGCUUCUGUCCACAAUACUGCCCAGCUUCAUUGGAGAACAGCUUAUAGCUGGAAGGUCCGUGGAACCAGAACAUUUUGAGUCCGUGACCAUCUUUUUCUCUGACAUCGUUGGAUUCACAAAACUCUGUUCUCUCAGUUCUCCCUUGCAAGUUGUGAAGCUCCUCAAUGACCUCUACAGUUUAUUCGAUCACAUCAUUGAAACUUACGACGUGUAUAAGGUCGAAACCAUUGGAGAUGCAUACAUGGUGGCUAGUGGACUUCCCAUCCGCAAUGGAAGUCGGCAUGUGGAGGAGAUUGCCACCAUGGCCUUGCACUUCCUCAGUGCCACUGUCCACUUCCAGAUCGGGCACAUGCCUCAGGAGAAGCUCAGGCUCCGCAUCGGCCUCCACACAGGUCCUGUGGUGGCUGGUGUGGUGGGAACCACCAUGCCCAGAUACUGUCUGUUUGGAGACACCGUGAACAUGGCCUCCAGAAUGGAAAGCAGCAGCCUGCCUCUCCGGAUUCAUGUCUCUCAGAGCACCGCAGGCGCCCUGCUGGCAUUGGGAGGAUACAAUUUGCAAAAGAGAGGCACCAUUUCAGUCAAGGGCAAAGGAGAACAAACAACUUUCUGGUUGAAAGGCAAAGAAGGCUUCUCUAUUCCCCUCCCCGAAUUUACUGAGGAAGAGGCUGAAAUCCCAGAGGUCUUCUGAGCAGACGAAGAUGAAUGAGCCCAUCUGUCCUGCUGUGCACAUUUCCUCCUUUGCACAGAGAAGAGGAUUCCAUGUGGAUUUAUUCCGUGGUUCUGUAAUAGAUGUGCUGAACCGUGAAUGCAUCUGCAGUCCUUUUUCUACGCCUUGCAACUCCUUGCGUCCAGAUGAUCUUCCGUGGGGCUGCUCCUGAACGUGGCAGUGCAAUUCCAAUGAUGUAUCGUGUCCAUGUCCAAGACCUGUUGAAUUUCCCAUGUCUGAAGAGGGGAAAGCCAACGGGGAUGGGGAGGUAUCACUUUGUUUUGUUUUUUAGCAUGGCCACUGCGCUGCCUUUGUGGAGGUAUUUUUGAGCCCUGCAUAUAUAAAUAAACUGCCUUUUGGUGGAUUGAGAGUGUUUAAAACCAACUUUUUAAAAGGUUUGGUGGAAUUCUUGCCUUUCUUCAGUAAGAAGGGCACCAACUAGUGGCCAAAGGAAGUGCUUUUCAAAUGGUCCCGUCUCCAUCAAGCUCCUGACCUCUGGGAGUGUGGCAACUUCCGAAUUCUCAAAUGGUCCCGUCUCCAUCAAGCUCCUGACCUCUGGGAAUGUGGCAACUUCCAAAUUCUCAAAUGGUCCCUUUUCCAUCAGCAGAACUUUUCUUCAGCUCAGAGGUGGGCGACUGAACUCUGGGACCUACACAGACUCCACUUUCCAUGUGGAUUCCAUUUUCAUUGUAGUAGGUUCGGCUGCUCUCCGAAGGCCUCCAGCAUCAAAGGGGAAAGCUUUUGACUGAUGCUCAGAGUGGGGGAGGGCAGAGGCAUUUAUAUGAAAGAACAGAGCGCUUCCCCUGCUACCCCAGCAUGGUGACAGUGGGCCUACAUGUAUCUCCUCAUGCCUCUUAACUUCUUCCCUUGUUUGGGAUUGGGCCUUCUGGAUCCCAGACACCAUGCUCCACCACGAAAGGGAAUAAGGCAAGUUCUGCUCUGAGGUCACUUAGAGAAAUGGGCCAGUCCCCAUCCAUCCAUCCAUCCAUCCAUCCAUCCAUCCAUCCAUCCACCCAUCCAUCCUUCCAUCCAGCUGAACAUUUAAUUAAUUCAAGGAGAAUU
Molecule: messenger RNA, 4368 nt
Organism: Myotis myotis
Lineage: Eukaryota; Metazoa; Chordata; Mammalia; Chiroptera; Vespertilionidae
Product: guanylate cyclase 2G-like
Exons: 22
Coding region: 1-3288 (1095 amino acids)
Biological process (GO): intracellular signal transduction; cGMP biosynthetic process; protein phosphorylation
Cellular component (GO): membrane
Molecular function (GO): guanylate cyclase activity; protein kinase activity; peptide receptor activity
Source: RefSeq, a predicted model, not a curated record